Messenger RNA from Letharia columbiana, 1818 nucleotides. RefSeq lists its product as uncharacterized. Lineage: Eukaryota; Fungi; Ascomycota; Lecanoromycetes; Lecanorales; Parmeliaceae. The transcript is spliced from 3 exons. The record is from RefSeq and is a predicted model, not a curated record. The coding region runs from base 1 to 1818 and encodes 605 amino acids.
AUGAUGAUUCCGUACGCGACAACAGUCUCGAUUUUUCUUUUCAUUUUCUCUUGCUCCUCCUUAGCAUUCCCCGGAUUGAAAGGCCUCCAGCAGCGCGAGAUCUGCUACGAGACAGACACUCUUCUCUCAUUUCAAUUAAAUAUAGCCGAUUCCGUACCGUACUGCAUUUCUCUACUUUCCAUCUCCGACUCUACGACCUUGGAAGGACCUACGAUAUCUCACACUACCACCAUCUCCACUGUUACGACAACUAGUUACGAUACAGUCGUAAAAGUCACCGUCGCCCAAUUUACAGCAUUCACCACCACGACCAUCACGAGCGGCGAUACAUUACAUAAACGCCAAGAUAAUGUGUCUGACGUGCCCUUCGUCGUCGCUCCUGUACCCAUCAUAGCAACUGCGACCGCUGAUGACCCCAUCGUCACCAAAUUUCCGAACAUCGCGCAAAAUGCCUCGAUUGCCGCAGAGGCUUAUAGUGCCUGUUCGUGCCUGUCGAUCACGUCCAGCACGGUCACUGCACAGCCAACUAUACAGUUUACAAGGACGAUCAACGGCUUCGAUUUGGAGGCCCUCGGAACCACCACAAUCACAAGUGGAACGACGACACUGACAGCCACGGUCAUUGUGUUGCCCUUGCCUGUUGCAAGCCACAAUGUCUCUGAUUCAACCGUCUCUACACCAAGUUUGGGCUAUCCACUACCAGGGAGCCUAGUCCCAACAAGCAUUCCAAACUUCCCUUUCUCUGGUCGCCCUUUCCCUACUUUGAACAUUACCACAAUCUCUACCUCAAUCCCUGCUGGCAUCUUUCCAAGUGUCAACAGUACCGCGAACUCUAUCAUCCCUAUCUCUGGUCGCCCAACGCCGACCUUCAACUUUACCGCGAAUCCUACCUUGCCAAGGUCGGGCUUCCUGCCUUCGCCCACCAUGAACAUGACGGUGAACUCAACCCUGCCAAGAUCCGGCCUUUUGCCUAUGCCAACGGCCAAUUCCUCAGCAAACUUGACUCUGCCAAGACCUGGCCUCUUCCCGUUGCCAACCGUGAACUUGACAACCAAUUUUAACGCUUCACUAUCCGGCCGCUUGCCCCCGCGGAUCUUGAACACAACGGGUUCCGGCCGUCUGCCUCUACCUUCCAUGAAUGCAACAGGCAGACCCCUGUCUCCAACUACGGGAUUCCUUUCCUUACCAACAUUCAACGGAACGAACAGGACCCUUUCUUUAUCGGGUAGCGCGCUAAUACCCACAGGAGUAACCUUCCCACUUUCUGAUCGCUUACCGUUUUUGACUUUGAACGCAACAAGACCUUCCGUCCGCGUACCAUUUCCGACUCUGAACUCAACUUUUCUACCUGCCACUCUUCUAACAGGCACUGCCCCGCCACUCUCAGCCUCCGGACAACCUCGCUUACCUCUUAAUGUUUCCUCCAGCUCCGUUCCCGUCAGUAACACCUCAACCAUCACCCCUUUCCAACCAGUCGGCACGCAAAUCUCCCCAGUCGGCUGCCCCACCAUCAACAACGCAACCUUUACCACGUCCUCCGGCGACCAAUAUCAGCUGAGAUGCUCCGUGGAUUACCCAGGACGCUCAUUCGUCGACCUCGACGAGCCGGAUCUGGAAGGUUGUAUUCAGAAAUGCAGCAACAUCAACGCCGCUUUGUCGCAAACACCUUGUCACGGUGUCUCAUUCCUGCAGUACGCUGCUGGCGUUCAUUGCAAAUUGUUGACCCAGGCUGAUUUACUGGAGGGUACGGGCAACGCCUUGGCUGUUAGUGGCGUAUUGUUCAAUGGGGUUGCGCAGCCUGUCGUUGGGGUGAAGUGA